This is a messenger RNA of Bacillus rossius redtenbacheri, 9185 nucleotides long. RefSeq names its product mediator of RNA polymerase II transcription subunit 13 (gene skd). Bases 139 to 6744 code for a protein of 2201 amino acids. The record is from RefSeq and is a predicted model, not a curated record. The transcript has 22 exons. Gene Ontology annotation, molecular function: transcription coactivator activity. Gene Ontology annotation, cellular component: mediator complex. NCBI's taxonomy places the organism in Eukaryota, Metazoa, Arthropoda, Insecta, Phasmatodea, Bacillidae. Gene Ontology annotation, biological process: positive regulation of transcription by RNA polymerase II.
UUCCCAUCCGCCAUUUUACAGUCGCCAUUGAAAGGUGAAAACGGCACUGCGUGUAAAUUAUUGAAGGUUUAAGUGGUUUUAAAUUAAUUAAAUCGAGUGGAUAGUGGUUAAAACUACAUAUAAAAUGAUGGAACAACCAUGACGCAUCCAAAUCAUCAGACCAACGGCGCCAGUUUGGAGGAUUGCCAUACAAAUUUCUUUGCCCUGACGGACCUGUGCGGCAUCCGAUGGCGUAAGCUGGUGUGGGGCGAAGGCGGCGCCUCGCCCGAGCCCAUGGACGACCCGGUGCUGUCCAGCUUCUCGCGCUGCCUCGCCGUCGACAUCCUGUGCGUGUGGCGGCGCGUGGCGUGGCCGUCGACCUCCUCGUCCGCCGCCUCCUCCUCGGCGGGGGCGGCAGCAGCCGGUCUGAUGGACCCGUUCCUGCCGCCCGCCGCCGCCUCCGGCCAGCAGCAGCAGCCCCAGCUGUCUCUGCGCGCCGCCAAGGAGCUGUGGAUCUUUUGGUACGGCGAGGAGCCCGACCUGUCGGGCCUCGUGGCGCCCGAGCUCAUCAGCGGCCAGAGCGAGCAGGGCUCAUGGGAGAGCGGAUUGUCGUACGAGUGCCGUUCGCUGCUCUUCAAGGCUCUGCACAAUCUCAUUGAAAGGUGUUUACUUUCUCGAGGUGUUACCAGGAUUGGGAAAUGGUUCGUUCAACCAUACGAAGGUUCGGAGAAAAUUAUGGGAAAAAGCAUACAUUUUUCGUUCUCCUUCGUGUUUUUCGUGCACGGGGAGAGCACGGUGUGCGCGAGCAUAGACGUGCGGCGUCACCCACUGGUCCGUAAGCUGUCUCGUCAACACCUCCUGGAGGCGCAGGCUUCCACUUCUGAAACCAAAGUGCUGCUGGCUCCAUUUGGGCUGGCGGGCGUGCUGACGGGCCAGGGAUACAAGGUGCUGGACCUGCAGACCCAGCGUUUGCUGGAGGACUGGCGCCAUUUCUAUCCCAUCCCCGGGCGCGGGGACACCAUCGAGGGGGAGGCGGAACUGCCCCAAGUUCUGGAGGUGGCUGUGGGCGGGGUGAAGAUGCGCUACCCCACUUGCUACGUUCUUGUCACGGAUAUGGACGCCCCGGAGAGGCAGGGGGGACAGCCUGCGUCUACACCGCCAUCUCCGCGCCGCAGCUUGGGUCCGCCCGCGCUCCCCGCGCACCUGUCGGAGUUCGUGUGGCAGGACAACUGCCUUAGUCCCGGCCAGCAUGAUGCGGGGGAGGGCGACGGAUCUGCCAACCAGCAGCCCCUGCCCGGCCACUGGGAGUUCGUCGACCCCGCUCGCAAGACCGCCUGCAACUGUUCCAAGUAUAGAAAGGCCGGAGGCGCAAAAGAGUUGGCCACGAGCAAAGUGGCUGGAUGUGGCAGUGGUGGUAGUAGUAGCGCAAGCGCAAAGGCCCCCAAGGGGGACCGAGUGGAGAAAGGUAGUCGCGGGGGCUUCUUCCACCGCCGCUCCCUCCCGCGGGAAGAUGACGGCUGGGCGGCCGGGCCGAUGUCGAGGUUAGCAGGCCUGAGCACGCCUUCCGGGGGCUCGUCGUACCCGCGCGGCCAAUCCAUGACGCCCAACCCGCCCCCGGCGCUACACGGUGGGCUCGGGGACUCCUCGCUGCCGGUCCCGUCUGUGGGCUCACCUGCAUCUGCGGGGCCCUCCCCGCUGACCCACUCGCAACACUCGCGGCCUGCGUCCGCCCCUCCUGCCGAUGCCGCGAUGCCCACACUCAGCCCGCACCUCCCCCCCACCGCCGCCGCCAACUUGGAGGCUGCAGACAAGGUCACGCCAGCCGCCACGCCCUCUGACCUAAACGGACCCAAGUCCGUCUCAUCCGUCUCCAACCAGGUGUUCUCGCCGUACCCUGCCGCAUCAAGCGUGGAAGCGGCCGCGAAGCCCGUGGACAGCGUGGGGGGAGGUUCCCAGGGGCCGGCCAGCGCGCACUCAGCCGCCCCCUUACCGCCGCACCCCCCGGCCCCGCCCGAGCACUUACCCUCCCUCAAGAGGCCCGUCCUGUCGUCCAAGGAGUACGAGAGCGUGUUGCUGGAGGAAGAGCAGUCGUCGCAGCUUCUGUACGACUACUCAUCUCUGGAUGCGUGGCUGAACUACCCGGUGAAGAGGCUGAAGCAGUCCGAAUCGAGCAAGUCUCCAACGGGCAAGCGUCGCCCCAGUGCCAGCAGCGACCUGUACACGCCCGGUCACGCUGCGGUCUCGCCCGCGUCCAUGCUGACUGUCGUGAAGCAGGAGGUGACGGUGAAGCAAGAGCCCGGCUGCAUGAUGCAAAAUGAUAAUGCCCAUCAAAAAAAUGAUCCUUAUGUGUUUGACGACUUGGCGGCUCCUGCUGUAAGCAUGGAAGGGUUCAAACGAAAUAAUUCAAUUAAGGAGGAAGACAGGCGAAGUGGCGCAACAUCAGUUUUGCCACCUUUUGACCCUAUCAUCGCUAAUGGCCCUAUCCCAAAGGCUACAUCUGGGAAUUUGUUUACAAACGAAGGACUUCAAGCAUCAUAUAAAGAUCUGGACCAGAUUUUUGAUAACUCAGAUGAUACUUCUAGUGACGAGACGCUGCAGGUAGCAACUCCUCCGGACUCUAACAAUCCACCUGGGAUGCAUGAGGACUCUGCAGUCACGACAGUUGUCACCGUGAAGCCACCCAGGAGCAGUGGGGGCAACACGUCCAACACGGGCACACUGAGGCAGGAAGAACUGUCCAAGAUGUUCCCCACCCCGCCCUCGAUGGAGCACAAUCCAGGGGCGUCGCCGUGCGGCCACAUGUCGGACGGUCCUUCCGGUGAGCCGAGCGACUUGGCGGGCACCGUCCGUGUCAGGCAAGACAUCUACCCGAGCCUCGGGAGUCCUCAAGAGGAAAACAUAGAGGACUGGUCGUACGUUUUCCGCCCGCCCAUGAUUUGUCGGAUGGUGGGCUCGUCCAAGUACGCCCCGCUCACUAACCUGUCCAAGGAUAUGCCCCCCGUCGUGUUACCUCCGAACUGCGUCUAUAAGCCCUCGUGGCAGUACCCGCCAGCCGCUCCCCACGUGGAGAAGUCCAGCCCCGCGGUGGGGCAGGUGGGCAGCGGCUUGCCCGGGACGAACUCUAGGCCCAACUCUGUGGCUAGCAACCAGGUCUCCAUGCCACAUCCCCCACACCCACACCACCCUAUCCUGCCACACCCGCGAGCCGGCCUGUCGCCUAUCUCUCCAGCAUCUCACUUUCCCACCAGCCCCAUGGCGCUACCCCACCACCUACAGCAGUUCCGGGGCGGGGGGCCAGGCUCCGUGGGCGGUGCACGCACCCCCUGCCCCCCUCCCCCCACGUACGAGCUUGCUAGCCCCGCCACCUCCAACGCCUCUUCCUACCACAAGAACCUCAACUCUGUGGAGCCGGAGCCGGCGCCCACCACAGCCCGUGCGCCCGAGGCCAGCUCCCUUGUGGUCAACAUUCUGUUGGCUGACACUGCCCUCAACAUUUUUCGGGACCACAACUUCGAUAGCUGUAACAUGUGCGUGUGCAACGCGGGUCCCAAGGUAAUCGGCAACAUCCAGGGUGCGGACGCUGCCAUGUACCUGCCCGUGCCCCAGCCGCAGCCGACGAUCCCCGUGCCCUUCCCACCCGCAUCCCCCUUCCCCGGCAUGGGCAUGGGUGGGCCCUUGCCACCGCCCUACGGCAUGAUGGGCUCCUCACCCGCCCAUCACCGAGGUCCCGCAGCAGAGGAAGAGAUCAACUGCACGUGCGGGUUCAGUGCCGUCGUAAACCGGAGACAUUCGCACCGCACAGGCCUGUUCUACGAGGACGAGGUGGAGAUAACGGGACUGGCAGAGGACCCCAGCAGCCGUCGCAAGGGCUCCCUGGCGUCGUACCUGCUGCCGGGUGCGAUGAAGGGGCAGGAGGGUGUCGGAGAGGUGGUGGACGCGUUACCCCAGGGUGUGAUGGACCUUCUGCGAGAGCAGUGCGUGAUAGCGCAGAGUCCGACGAACUCAUUGUACCGUGCGGCUAGGUGUUUCCGGGCGGGCUUUGGGCCGAGCGGCAUCCCCUACAGCACCACCAUCAACAUGCUGGAUUAUUCGGACGGCAACGAGGUAACGUUCCUGGCGCUGGAGCAGGGGCGACAGGCGCUGCUGGAGAGCACCAUGGUGGCCAUGUGCAAGGUGGAGGAGAUGCAUCAGCGCCAGCAGAUGAUGCAGCAGCACGGAGGCAAGGGCCAGGACCGGCCUUGCGUGCACAUGUGGCCGUACCUGCGUGCCAAGGGCCCACGAUGUAGCCAGGACGUGGUGCGCGUCAUGAAGGGCCUGCAACCCCUACUGCAGGACGCCGUCCAGAAGAAGUGCACGACGCGCCUGUGGGAAGCUCCGUACACCGUGUCGGGGCCACUUACCUGGCGCCAGUUCCACCGCCUCGCCGGCCGAGGCACGGAAGACAGGUGCGAGCCGCAGCCCAUCCCCUCACUGAUGGUUGGCCACGACAAGGACUGGUUGUGCCUGUCGCCAUACGCCAUCCACUACUGGGAGAAGCUGCUGCUGGAGCCGUACUCAUACUCCAGGGACGUGGCGUACAUCGUGGUGGCACCGGACAGCGACUACGUGCUCCAGAAGGUCCGCACCUUCUUCCGGGAGCUCAGCGCUGUUUACGAGGUUUGCCGCCUGGGCCGGCACAGCCCCAUCACGAAGGUGCUCCGCGAGGGGAUCCUCCGCGUGGGCAAGUCGGCGGCCGGCAAGCUGGCCAAGGAGCCGGUGGACGAGUGGUUCGGCGCGCUGGGGGACGGGCCGGCCGCCGCCACGCUGAGGCUGUACGCACGGGUGUGCUGCCACCACCUCGCCCCGCACCUCUCCCAGAUACCCAUGGACCGGUCGCUGCUGGAUCCCCUGGACGGCUCCCAGGGCUCCGCUUCCCAGAGGUCGCUGCCCUCGCCCAUGCCUCCGCCCUCGACACCCGAGGGCCAGCCGCCCGACAAGGCGCCCUCCACGCCCAAGUCCGACCAUGAUGGAGAUGGUAGCGGCAGCGGGCGGGAUGUGGCACUCUGCACGGACUCUGGCCACGAAGACGACAGCCAGGAGCCGCCGGCUGUGGUGGUCUACCUGGUGGACCCAUUUACCGUCGGCAGCGACAGCACGGAUCUCCAGCGCCUUGCAUGCUUGGGGCUGCUGCGCUGCUUCUCAACUGUGCUGGCAGGGCUGCCUGAUCACGUGCGCGCCAAUGUCUGCGUACAGAUAAUCUCACUGGAGAGCAUCAUCGAGCUGGGGAUGCUGCGCGACCUGCACAGGUACAACGACCACAUGCGUGCGCAGGCGUUCUCCGUGUUCUCGCAAUGCCGUCGCAUGCUGACGCACACGUCAAGCGUUAAGUCGCUCACCGGCUUCGGCACGGCUGCCAUGACGGACCUCUUCCUUAAGACUAAAGACGAAAAGAACCGUGCCCCCUACCGCCUGUACACGCCGCCCUACGUGCUCGCCCCCGUCAAGGAGAAGACAGAGAGCAGCGAGUCAUUCGGCCAGCCGGGCGCAGAGCAUUGCUCCGUGCUGUACGUGAGCUACUGCCUGUCGGAGGACCAGCACUGGCUGCUGGCCGUUGCCACCGACGACCGGGGGGAGGUGUUCGAGACAUGUGUGGUGGACGUGGACGUGCCGAACCGUGGACGGCGCCGGAGGGCGUCCGCGCGCCGCGCGGGGCUGCAGAAGCUCAUGGACUUCGUGCUGGGCGUCAUGUCGCAGAGUGUGCAGCCGUGGCGGCUGGUGGUGGGGCGCAUCGGCCGUGUUGGGCACGGGGAGCUGAAGGGUUGGAGCGUGCUGUUGAGUCGCAAGGCACUGCUUAAAGCCUCCAAACAGCUGAAGGAGAUAUGCAGCCAGUGCAGCCUCAUGUACCCCAGUGGUGCGCCAUGCGUGCUGAGCGCGUGCCUGGUGUCUCUGGAGCCAGACACCGUGCUGCGCCUCAUGUCGGACCAAUUCACCCCAGACGAGCGGUUCAGCCAGGCGUCGCUCAACUGCCAGCUGUCCACGCCCCAGGACGUGUCCUGCACGCACAUCCUCGUCUUCCCCACGUCCGCCACCACACAGUCUUCCCAGUCAGCGUUCCAGGACUCAACCAUCAAUGGACCUGAGUUUGGGGACGAGUUGUUCCCCUCCUUGGACAAUGACAUGCCUGAGGGCAUCGAGGAGAUGCCCAUGGACCUGAAUGACAUCUUUGCAUGGCCAGAAACAGGUCUGGGGGGCGCGCAGUCGCCCACGGGCAGCCCCCGCCGCGGAGACUCUCCUUCACAGCCGGGCAGCCCUGCGUGUGGCCUCGGAGGGAUGUCGGACCAGCAUAGCCCCUUCCCCUGCAAUGGUACCUCCCGGAGUGGGGGCAGCCUGGGUGUGGACUCGCAGGACGAGGUUGGCCUGCUGCACCAGCAACCUUUGGCGCUGGGCUUCUACGUUUCGACCGCACCCACGGGUCGCAUGCCGCGCUGGUUCUGGGCGUCGUGCCCGCACCUCGAGGGCGUGUGCCCUGCCUUCUUGAAGAACGCGCUGCUGCUGCACGUGCCGGCCAUUCACCAGAACGACGACCUGCUCCAGCAGCAGUCGGCCGUCGCCGGCCACCCGCUCGACUCGCAGUACACCACCGACGUGCUCAGGUACGUCCUGGAAGGCUACAACGCGCUCUCGUGGCUGGCGCUGGACUCCAACACUCGCGACCGCCUCUCGUGCCUGCCCGUGCACGUUCAGGCGCUGAUGCAGCUGUACCACAUGACCUCCGCCCUCGUCUGACCUGCCUGCCCUCCCCCCUUAGUUACCUCGGACGCGCCCCAGCAAUAAGACUUGUCCAAUCUUGAGAUAUGGUCGUGUUGUCGGUGUAAGUGACAAUCAUAGUGAGAGUUCUUAUUUCAAUUGUGAUUUUAGGUGUUCUAUUCUCUCUCUGUCUCUCUCUCUCUCGAAGGAAGGGUUUCUGGCAGGAAUCAAUUAACCAAAGAAGGAAACAUCGUCCUUAAUAUAUUUUUUUUUUGUUUAAUGAAUGUCAGUGAAUGUUGAAAAAAAGCAGUUGAUUGGUACCAACCAAAGUUGGUGAUUACUUUCAUACCCAAGGGAUUUUGUUUUUUUAUUGUUCUCCUGCAGUUUGUAGAUACAAUUUUUUUAGAUAAUGCAUAUUUAUUCAGCUUUUUAUGUAAAUUAUUGUUCCAAAAAUUUUAUCUGUUUUGAUGUUUUAUUUAUGGCAUGAGAAAUUGAGUGUCCAUGGUACUUGAUUUUAUAAUUUUUAUUUUAUAUAUUAUUUGUUUUUGCAUUAAUUUUCAUUAUCGAUGUAUGGUUUUAUACUGAUUUCCUAGUAGGGGUCUACUAGCAAGAACUUGAAUCUUUUUAAUGUGACUUUUAUGACACUUAGGGCAAUGCACUGUGGUGGAGUGUUCAAUCGCGGAUGAAUGUACAUAUACACCAAGAGUUCUCGUGUUCUCGCUCGUCGCGCUCUUGGCGCUCUUGGCUAGCUCUCUCAUGCCAGGCUGCCGGUACAUGUGCAUUGGGAAUGUCCAUUUAAAUAUGCAAAAGAAAAUAUCCUCAAAUUUACUCUAUUAGGGAACGGGGAACUUUGUAUUUACAGAGAAUAUAUAAUAAAAUAUACAUAGGUUUAUACAUAUAAUUAUACAUAAAAAAUAUAUCUUAUUAUAUUAUGGAAUAGUACAAACUGUUAAGAAUUAUCAAUUAUUGAUGACGUGUGUGAUAAUUGUAUAUUUGAUAUAUCCUUAAAGGACUGUAAGAAUAAUGUGUGUAUAAAUGCAAAUGUGUUUAAGUGUUCAGAACAUAUAAUUGUGUACAUUUUGUACAGAUAAUAUCUUCAGAUAGUUUUAAAACUGUGUAACAUUGUUCAAUAUGCUGUGUAAGGUUAAUGGCAAUGUCUUCACAAUUUGUAAAUGGUGUUUCAUUCGGUAUGUCAUUUAUCACAUAUUUUAACAUUUUUUGUAAUGUAUGAAAAGACUGCCAGGGAGCACAUUUAGGGUGGAGAGUUUUUUAAUGUGCAGAAUAUUUGAUGUUACGUUGCAUUGAUAAUGUUUCUUUAAGUUGUUCUUCUCUCUCUUCCUUGAAACUCGACUGUUUUCCCCUUUUUUCCGAAGUACAAGGCUCAUUUGGUUGUGGCCGCAAGCGGUACGUGGCCACAGUCAACCAGUGUAUGAACUUUACAUAAAAAAAUAUUUAUUUUGUAUAUAAUUGAUUAUAGAAGUAUUACACUGUUGGUAUCUUUGCACCUGUACAGACGUAAGUAGUGUACAAAAUUUUCCAGUGCUCCGUGCUGUAAGUAACAGUUCAAACGGACGGUGGACUUGUUAUUAGGAGUGACUGUUACCACAGGUGACUUUUCAUUCCUUUUGUUAUUAGCAUAAUAUUCCAACUGACCAUUUCACGUUUGCAGAGUUGAUCAUUUUUGUGAAAGAUAUGUACAUAAGUAUUACUCCCCACUUAUGUUUUUCUGCCCUGUGUUUUAAAUUAAGAUACUUUAUGUACUUUGGAGAUCAUGCCACUUGGUUGUGUUAACACAGUGCUACAGGAAUUGCAAUUAUAAGUACAGUUUUACAUAAAAAUUCUUUUGUUGAAGUUAGUUUGUAAGGAGAAAAUUGUAAAAGAACCACCACUAGAGAUUUCCUAAUCAUUUUUAAGAUCUUUUCCCUGAAGAAUAUCUUCUAUGAAAAAAUAUUAAAGUAUGGAAUGAAAAGAAAAAAAAAUAAAAACAUACUAAAGAUGUCCUCAAUAUUUUUUUGGCUUUUUUUUUUUUUUUAAUUAUGAGGGAAGAAUCAUUCUAAAGCAAUGAAAUGUCAAUACAGUUUUUUCACAGGGAAAAAAAUAUUUUAUACGUGUAUUUACUCUGUAACAUCUAAUUUAGUAAAUUGAAAGAUAUUUUUUCCUUUAUGUUACAAACCUAGCCUCUGGAGAGGACCAUUAGUACGCUAGAUCUUUCACUCAAAAGUCAAAACAUGAAGUUGCCAAAAUUUUGGGAAAUUAAAAUUGUGUGUGGAAAUGGGUCCAGUAUGUUGACCGAAUAAUUCUCUUUGGUGGUCGACGAAUGCAGUCAUUACUAAUAAAGGCUUCAACUGCGCAACACGAAACAUCAAUUGAACUUUUGAAAAAAUAAACAAAAAUGAUUGUAGUAUUUAUUACUUGGAUAGUAAAACAAAAAAAAUGGGAUUAUAUUAUUAUUGAAUAAUACAGUUUUAUGUGUACAGGAA